This is a messenger RNA of Cottoperca gobio, 1649 nucleotides long. It is a transcript of the gene taf7, whose product is annotated as TAF7 RNA polymerase II, TATA box binding protein (TBP)-associated factor. The transcript has 12 exons. Bases 210 to 1298 code for a protein of 362 amino acids. NCBI's taxonomy places the organism in Eukaryota, Metazoa, Chordata, Actinopteri, Perciformes, Bovichtidae. Gene Ontology annotation, biological process: RNA polymerase II preinitiation complex assembly; transcription initiation at RNA polymerase II promoter. The record is from RefSeq and is a predicted model, not a curated record. Gene Ontology annotation, cellular component: transcription factor TFIID complex. Gene Ontology annotation, molecular function: RNA polymerase II general transcription initiation factor activity.
GCUGAAAAGUGUGAGAAAUUUCCGAGGAGCACCUGAAUGUAGCAAGAGUCCAUACAAUCACCAUCGUAUUUCCCUCUCGGUCCAUUUUUUAUGUCAGCUUCGUGUAGCUAAGCUGUGUUGUUUAUUGUUCAAAACCAACAUAUUUGGGCGUUAUUUUUACGAUUUAAGCACAUUUAUGCUGCUGCACUGUCCACAUUACAAAAGCGAAGAUGACAUCUAAACUGAAAGUUGGAAAGGCCGGCUCAAAGAGUAAGGAGGAUGCUCCUUAUGAGUUGGAGAGCCAGUUUGUCCUGAGGCUUCCUUCGGAGUACGCCUCAACAGUAAGAAGGAUUGCCCAGUCAAGCAGUAUGAACAUUAAAGACAGACUCACCAUCGAGUUGCACCCUGAUGGUCGUCAUGGCAUAGUGAGAGUAGACCGCGUCCCUCUGGCCUGCAAACUGGUGGAUCUGCCCUGUAUGAUCGAGUCUCUGAAAACAGUGGACAAGAAGACGUUUUACAAGACUGCGGAUGUCUGCCAGAUGCUGGUGUGUACACUAGAUGGAGACCUUUACCCUCCUUUAGAGGAGCCAACUGGAACCGACCCCAAGAGCAAGAAGAAGGACAAAGACAAGGACAAGAAAUUUGUUUGGAACCACGGCAUGACCUGCCCUAUGAAGAACACACGCAAGAGAAGAUUUCGGAAAACUGCAAAGAAGAAGUACAUUGAAUCUCCUGAUGUGGAAAAGGAGGUGAAGAGAUUGCUGAGCACAGACGCUGACGCUGUGAAUGUCCGCUGGGAAAUCAUAGCAGAAGAUGAGUCAAAGGAAGCAGAUCAGCACGGCUCUCUCGCCAAUCUGGACUCCUCGCCUGGCACCUCAGGACACAAGAUGGGUCAUGGAUCCUCUGCCCAGCGUGACGAACUGAGGGAGAUCUUCAACGACAUCAGCAGCUCCAGUGAGGAUGAGGAGGACGAAGGGGACCGGCACGAGGACGAGGACCUGAAUAUCAUGGACACGGAGGAUGAUCUGGUCCGACAGCUCCAAGAGAAGCUCAACGAGUCCGAUUCUGCACAGCAUGAAAGUGAUAGAAACAACCAGAUAGUCAUGGAGUAUCAGGUGCAGAUCAACGGCGUCAAGGCCAAACUGCAGGAAACCCGUGCCCGGAAGAAACAGCAGGAGGAGCUCAUCAUGAAAGUGGAAAACCAGGCCCUCAAAAACCGCUUCCAAGCUUUGUUGGAUGAGAUCAUUCUGCAGGAGGAGCAGGAGAUGGAGCAGCUGGCCUCCCUGCAGGAGCAGCUGGACUCACUGAUAGAGAAGUGACCACCAGGGGGCAGCCUCAUGUCAUCUACACCCACCCACACACACACACAAAUAUAAAACUGGGCAUCCAGGAAGGGGAUGAGGAGGAGAAGAGCCUUCAUCCAGGGUGGAGGGAGUCUUGAUGAGCUGACUUGCUGCGUCAUUCCCUUUUUCAGUUUGUCGUCACAUUACGCAUACAUCAUACUGAUUUAUGCAUUAAAAGUUAAAUGUGUUGUUUGUGACUGUAUGAUUUAAGUAUUUGAUUGGCUUCAACUGUGAAUAUGUUUGCUUUUCAUCUUAAAGUAAAUGUACACAACAACCUUCUAUGUAUUUCAUGACCUGUAUGAAGAAUAAAUGACGAGGAAUUGGAAA